CUGCUCCUCUCGCCCAGUGCAUUGUGGUCUGUGUGCUAAAGGAAGCUGUUGCAGCGGAAUCUGAAGAAUUUGAGGUGUCCGCCAAGUCUGCCGUUCAUCGUCGGUUUAGUCUGUUUGUACCUCUCUGCACUGUAAGGACUGUUAAGGUGUAACAAGGAGAAAACAUGUCUCAGGCCGACAAAAUGAAGCAGGGCCAGUUCACCAACCCUGAGACCCCAGGGUACGUUGGCUUCGCCAACCUGCCUAAUCAGGUUCAUCGCAAAUCAGUAAAAAAAGGAUUUGAGUUUACAUUGAUGGUGGUAGGUGAAUCUGGACUGGGAAAAUCCACCCUGAUCAACAGCCUUUUCCUCACUGACCUUUACCCUGAGAGAGUCAUCCCUGGAGCAGCAGAAAAGAUAGAGAGGACGGUUCAGAUCGAAGCAUCAACAGUAGAAAUUGAGGAGCGAGGAGUGAAGCUCCGUCUCACUGUGGUAGACACACCAGGAUAUGGAGAUGCCAUCAACAGCCAGGACUGUUUCAGCACUAUUAUCAGCUACAUUGAUGACCAGUUUGAGCGGUACCUCCAUGACGAGAGCGGUCUAAAUCGUAGACACAUUGUUGACAAUAGAGUUCACUGCUGCUUCUAUUUCAUCUCCCCGCUCGGCCACGGCCUGAAACCCCUGGAUGUCCAGUUCAUGAAGGCCAUUCACAACAAGGUUAACGUGGUUCCUGUCAUCGCCAAGGCGGACACUCUGACCCUCAGAGAGAGGGAGAGGCUCAAGCGCAGGAUUCUGGAUGAGAUUGAUGAACAUGGCAUUAAGAUUUACCACCUUCCUGAUGCUGAGUCAGAUGAGGAUGAGGACUUCAAAGAGCAAACUAGGAUCCUCAAGGCGAGCAUCCCGUUUGCAGUUGUAGGAUCCAACCAGCAGAUUGAGGCCAAAGGGAAGAAGGUGAGGGGCCGCCUGUACCCCUGGGGGGUGGUGGAGGUGGAGAACCCAGAACACAACGACUUCCUCAAGCUGCGGACCAUGCUGAUAACCCACAUGCAGGAUCUACAGGAAGUGACCCAGGACCUGCACUAUGAGAACUUCCGCUCGGACCGCCUCAAACGGGGUGGCAGAAAAGGACCGGAGCCGGAGGAAAUGGACAAGGAUAUGAUCCUGCAGGAGAAGGAGGCUGAGUUGAGACGAAUGCAGGAGAUGAUUGCCAAGAUGCAGGCUCAGAUGCAGAAGCAGGGAGAUGGAGAGGGAGACGGCCCCCACGCAUGAAAAGUCUGUGGAAUUAGAGCCACUGCUCAGCUUUGACCAGAGAGAAUUGGAUUAAUAGCAGAAAAGGUGUAAAAGCUGUCUGGUUAUUGACGCGUACUGAUUGCCACUAUCUUCACUCAGUCCCAUGUGGGAUCUGGAGUCUUUUUUUUUUUAAAUACAUACAGUAAAAUAUAUUCAAACAGUGUUAUGUUUAUAUUUACACACGGUUCUAUUUCUUUCUACGAUUUUUUUUUUUUUUUUUAAGUUUUGUUUCCUUUUAUUAAACUUUUGCCAGUUACUCAAAUGAAGUCACGUGACCCAUCUUUAAAAAUGGUGGUAUACAUUUUUAAUACAAACCCAUUGGGAUAUUUUGUUACUUCUCUUGUUACUUUUUUUUCCUUUUGAGAAAACCAAAGUAUUGGUGCUUCUGUUCAGUGCUUUUAGUCCCGAAACGUAACUUAAAGCACAUGCUAACAUUAGCUCUGUGAAAGAGCCUCAUUGGGAGAAUCCACUGUGGUGAAAACUAGUAGCAGAAAUAGCUUUUUACGCCAUUGUCUCAAUAUUUUUUGUCAAGUGAAAAUGUAACUUAAGAUAACACAAGCUUCACAUCAUAUAAGGUUCCAGUGUUCCUCAUGUUAUCCCACGCUAUUCCCAGUUCCUCCGUUUCCUGUCCAAAUUUUACCCAUUAGUGCAGUUCUCAGAUCAGUGUCACCAUGUACAACUGCAUUCAAGUGUUAUUAAGCUCCUUUUGAGUUUGAUAUGAAUUAAAUAAACUGUGACCCUUGACCUCUUACAGUCUUCCUGUAGAACUGACAAAUGAAGGAUGGACAAAUGAGGUGUUUUUAGCUGUUUUGGUGCAUCUUUCAAUUAGAUGUAUUUACGUCAUGUUUCCUUUCUACUGUAAAGUGAAGUCAUGUGCCAGGGAGCAUUGAUAUUUUGUGUUUCGCUGAGAUUUAAGAGGUUAAAACUUCUAUUGUGUCCCGACUGCUGAGUGCUUUGUGGUUUCCCGCAGAGGUUAAAGGUGACCCGAUGAGGUCAUUGUAGCCAACGUUUCCCUCACCAGCCAAGAUGUGAGUUCUUGACAUUCCUCUUUGUGCCGUUUUUAUCCAAUAUUAAAUUACCAAAUACUGUACUUGAUACAUAUAUUGUAAUAAAGGUUUUAUUAAACUUGA
This is a messenger RNA of Toxotes jaculatrix (banded archerfish), 2398 nucleotides long. It is a transcript of the gene septin2, whose product is annotated as septin 2. NCBI's taxonomy places the organism in Eukaryota, Metazoa, Chordata, Actinopteri, Toxotidae. The transcript has 13 exons. Gene Ontology annotation, molecular function: GTPase activity; GTP binding; molecular adaptor activity. Gene Ontology annotation, cellular component: microtubule cytoskeleton; synaptic vesicle; cell division site. Bases 165 to 1247 code for a protein of 360 amino acids. The record is from RefSeq and is a predicted model, not a curated record. Gene Ontology annotation, biological process: cilium assembly; cytoskeleton-dependent cytokinesis; regulation of exocytosis.